GUUUUAUCAUUAAGUUAUUGUAGGUCUCGAAAGAUACAGUCGAAGAAUAUAAGCCACUAUUAUACAUUAAUGUAUGGCAACCGUUCUGUUGGGUAUUGACAGAGAUAUGAUAAUAUACAUAGUAAAGUGUGCUGCAUUUCACCAUUACUUUUAACGGCUCCUGUGGGUGUUUAUUUAUACCUGUUCCUGUGGGUAGAAAUGCUGUUUAUAAAGAAAAAUGGAAUUAUCAUAUCUCGAAUAUUCGUCGUAUACAAAUGCUUGAUAUAUCUCCAAAAAAUUACAUGACCUUAUAAGUAAUGAGUCGUACUGUACAAUCGGCAUAGUAGAAACAGCAAUAUUAUUCUGUUGGAAGCAGCAUUUCGCCGCGUCCUUGCUAAUUACGUCGCACGUGGCAGUAACGCACAGCAUUUGCCUUGGGAGUUGCGGGAACAAACUGUGUACGCCGGUUCUCUCAUUUUGCUAUUAGAAGGCGUUCGCGCCGCUAUAAAGACUCUAUGAUGAAAAAAAUGGUGGCGUUUUAUCGAAAGCUGUAUUCUAGUAGAAAAGGUAUUCCUCUCUUUUUAGCCGGUUAUUUUUGUGCCAGUGAGAAAUUUGAUGACGACAAUGCUCUAUUCGACUGGGACAACACGUGAGACACGGCGUACAGUCGCUCUCGCUGCAACAAUUUUACCCUUCAUGUUAUCUUCUGCCAAUGCUAAAUCCUAUUCGAUCCGAUAGGACAGAUAGGAUCGGGUGGUACACCCGUCGUCUUAUCUGGCAUAUGGAUUUGCCGCUGUCACUGCUGCUGCUGACGCGACGCUACAAAAGAUCUCAGCGGAGCGUUAUAUUUUAUUUUGAUUGUUUUCUAUCUGAUAAAAAACGAUGCUUGCGAUUCCUAUUUUUUCCUGGAAUUACGCUCGUUGUCAGAGUUUACUUAUCAUCCGGAUCAGUAGGAGAAACUUAAAUCGUUAUUCAAAAUGUAUCAUAACUCGCCUGUAAUCACUGUAGCUGUGAAAGUGCUCGAUCUAACAUUUCCUUUUUUUCUGGAGAUAAUUAGGCCUUGAUGACAUUGUCAUGCAAUGCGGCUCUGUCUAUCAACGGCGGGACAGACUAGCAUAAUAGUAUCUAGUGCGUGUCAGCAAUUUGCUUUUCAUUUCUGUUUGUGAGUUUUCUACGAGAGUCUGCGUCUUAUUUUGUCUGUCUCCUUUCCUUUCGUUUUAUAAGAUAUGCUUUCUUCCCUGUUGUGACCGUUUACGCCGUUUACGAUAGCAGCUCGCGGUUGAGACGUCUUUAUAACCACCAUCAUUGCCGCUCGGUGGUUUACUCAUCCGAGUCGCGUGUACAUUUCGAAUCCGACCACCGGCGAUAAUGUUCUUGGUGGUCGUCGCUAUAGUGCUCUGCUUUAUGUGAUGGAAGUGCGUGCUACUGCCAUUAUUGUUUAGUUGUGGGCGAGUUUGCUUCGUCCACGGUUGCAACGGCUGCCGUCGUCACUGUUGCCUGUCCAUCGGUUAAUUAAUAGUUUACCGUGGUCGACGACAUUUUGACACAUAAAGAAUCAAGAAGGCUCAGACUAGCUUAAUUGGGCCGGGCGAGCUGUUUGUACACAGUCUUACGAGGCAGUGGAAGUGCACUCAUGCACUUCAAUCUCAUGAUGAAUCAUGCUAUUAUAGUACUCAGUGCGGUUAUUGAUGACAACACUUGUAAUAAGAAUGGUGGUUUUCAAAUCAGUUGUCAUUCCGUGCAGCCGAUAGCUAAUAGUAACGUAGCUAUGGCAUAGGUAAAGCAAAUCGUCACAGUCUGAUACUGACACUAUAUAUUUGAUCCGGCCGUGGUGCUAGUGUUGUUAAAGUAUGCUGUUGAGAGAAUUCGCUAGCGAUCUCAAAGUAUUCAUUUUCAGUGAAAAAUUGAAUGCGAACUGACACCAACCAAUUCACGUUUACCACCAGCUAUUUUCAUGGCUCUUUUACGUUAGCUGAUUAUUUGGUUAAAAGAGCUAAUCAGGCAGUGAAUUAGUUCGAUCAGCAUGUUACGUUUUCUACGAAAACAGCUUGAUCCGUUGCUCGGGAAAUGAAAUUCUAUCGACAUCUGGGGGAGAGAUGCAAGGAAUAAUUGCCUUCAUAAUUCUGAACUGACUGUUCUAAGCGACAGUGGGUAACCGUCAUCCUUUUCGCUCAGUUGUGCUGACAUUAUCACGGUCAUUCGUUAUCGUCUACUUUCAGAACAGAAGAUAACCAGCAAACGAAUAGACAUGCAAAACGUUUUUAAGUGAUUUUUGAUUAAGUUUUAUACUAUUUGAAACUGAUCAGCGGGCAUCGCUGUCGAAUGUCCGUCAAGUGAACCAGGAUUGAACGAAGGCUUAGAUGCCACAGGAAACUCCUCCUGAGGAAGCUGUCAGUAUUGGAUGCAUUGGGCCGCCUGUUUAGUAUAUAUAGCGCAGCGGGCAAAUAAGUGCCGUCAACCUAACUACUCGUCUGUCCCCGAACCAUUUGACUUCUCCAGUCAUCAAAAUGUGAUAGACGCUUCUUCUUUUAAACGAUAUGAGUAACACAGUAAUCCUUACAUAAUAAUAGGACCCAUAACAUCUUGCCCGAUAACCCUUUCUUGCUAGAGCCUCGGUCAUCCUUCUCUCAUUCUGUUUGACUGCGUUACUAAUCGUCACUCUCCUUAAGCGACUGUUGCGGACUGAUUGUCACUGCUGAACCGACGGCUCAUGGAUAUUGUGCUUGCCACGUCUCAUCUGCGGUCUCACACGGCUGAUCACCCUUCCCCCUCUAUGUUUGAGGGUUCGUCGGAUUGUGCGUGUACCGUACAAUUAUCUCUCUGUCACAACGCCGAAACUGAUAUUCACGUUUAGACAGGGGUAUUUUACGUCUACUCUUGAUUGUCAUAGAAGACCGGAGGGAGAGAAUCAUCAUCUAUAAAGAGGAUACUGGUCGAUUUAUUAAUAGUUGUUGCUACUGUUGUUGUUGUUGUUGUUGCUGUUGUCUGUUAAGUGCAUCCGAUUGACUUACUGUCUAUUAGGUUGUUCCGAGUGCUACCCACCUGUGUACUGUGUAUACUACAGCUUGUGCAACGUUGGUUGAAUGACAACAACAACAACCGCAUCAACAACAGCAAAGACAAGUGAACAAAGGCGAAUCUACGGUGGUAAUAAUAGGCGAGUACUGAUUGAACAGAAUAUAAAUGUAAGAGAGAGAGAGAGAGAGAGUAGAAAGAACAGAAUCGUUUCGGUGAAAUGAGUUCAUGGGGUUUGGCUGCUACGGCGGCUUCUGAGGGGGGGCAGUCUGCAUGUUGUUGACCGUUAUCGCAUGGCUGUGGUCGGCGGCGGCGCCACGGCGUCAAACGGACCGCAGCACGCGGGCACCGCGGAGAAGGAGCGUGCACUCAGAGCGGCUUUUUCUUUUAGGCCAACGACGGCCGCCGACACCAACACUAUCUCCAACGUCGACAGCGACAGCAACGGCCAUCAUCGCCUCAAUAGCAACAGCACUACCAACGGUAACAACCUGGCGUCGUGUGACGUUCAAGCUCAGUCGCACUAUCAGCAACGGCCGUCUACAACCAGUACCGGUACCACACCACUGGCACUGUCUAUUGUGACAGUGGAGAAUAGCACCGUUGGUGCUGCCAUCACCAGCGCGGCACGUCAGCAGGAAGAGCAACUCGACAAGAACCCAGCAAGUACUACAGUCGCUGCUGCCGUUGAUGGAGUGGCCACUUCCAGGUCUACAGCCCGUUACGCCAAUUUAACGGCAUCAGGGGAAACGGACCAAUCGACCACCGGUAGUCCUGCGAGUUCUGAAGAACCUACGACGGAAAAUCUACCUCCGCAGGACGAGCAAGAGCACAAGCAGAAACAAUCAGAGUGGAAGCAGCUAUUGAAUAAGGCUCAGAAAAAUGAGCCUACGAAGAGAACAGUUAUCCCUGCUGCCACUGGUGCUGCCGGGACGACCGCUGUUUUUGCAAGCCGCAACAAGCACGACGCAGUUGACAGACUCGUAAGCCAAAGUAACGUCAACGGCUGCCACAGUGGCGUAACAACAACAACGAUGCCCUUGCCAAGAAGCACUAUGCCACUUAACGAGCAAAUAGCCGGACAUCGGCAUGGCCACGGCAAAACUAAACUGGGCAUGCUGCGUCAUCAGGACGGCUCGAUCCUGAAACCCUUGAUGCCGAACGACGUGCGAGCUAAUCGGGAACACGAAUUCUAUCUGUUCUUAGAACUUCACCGCAAGAUGUGCCAAGAGGACAACAUCAACUCGGCUAGAUGUGAUGAUCCGGUGUUACAUAAACUCGGUGAUUUGACGCCGCGAUACCUUGGCGUAUUCGAGACCGACUUUACGGUGGCGAUUACUGGUGGCGAUCACAAUAGCGUCUGUUAUAUAAAAUUGGAGGAUUUGUGCAAAGGAUUUCAACAGCCGUGUAUAGCUGACAUAAAAAUUGGCCGAGUGACAUACGACCCAGAAGCGAGUGUCGAGAAAAUUGAGCAAUCUAUGAACAAAUACCCAGCACAGUGGGACAUCGGAUAUAGGAUAUUGGGUAUGCGCGUAUUCGAGCAGGGUAUAUGCCACGUCUACGACGCCGAUUACGGCCUACAACAAACUCCGAAAAGUGUACCUGAAGCUAUCAAGACGUUCACUAGUGCUAAUCCUGCCUGCGUACCAUUGAUUAUUGACGAAUUACAACGAAUUAUGGAUUGGUUUUUAAUUCAAAAGAGAUUUUCAUUCUAUUCGAGCUCGAUAUUAUUCGUAUAUGAUGCCGUUGAACUCCGAUGCUCGGUUAAACUUAUAGACUUUGCACAUGUGUUUCCAACGAAGACAGCUGAUGGGAACUAUCUCUUUGGUCUGCGAAAUCUUAUCGAUGCAUUUCGGGUUGCCGCUACAACAGGGUUGACAAGUGCUCAGUAGCCCACAUAAUACAAUUUUACUAACAUCCAUAAAAAGCAUACGGCAUGACAGAACUUGCGUGUGCUCAAAGACUAGGUUGACUGCCUAGAGCAAACUGUUUGAUAAAUAAUGAUACCCAUUGAUAUGGCUAUUGUACCUUGUCAAGCACGUACGAAUACCGUAGAAGAAACAAAAGCCAACAAACAGGAAGGAAUCAUGAAGGGAAAACUACGGGGUGUUUGUGUCUGAAGAUGUCUGUGCGAUCAGAUACUUGUGAUUAGCAAGCAUGCCGCGUUGAUACUGGAUGGAUAAAGCUGUAACGACGAUAAGCGGAUAGCGAUAAACAUUUAACGUUGUAAAAUUCAAAUAUGUAUGACGAGUACCACCUUUUUUGUUAUUCCUCUUACCUUGCCUUACUGCCAUACGUUAUAUAGUGUUCGUAUCUUAAAAACUAGAGAUAAAUUGAGACUAAGUUGAUAUGGAAGCCUAAAACGCUUGCAAAUCGCUUUAAUUUUUUUUAAAUAAAAAUUUGUUAAUAAAAUUUAAAAUUAGAAAGUUAUUUGGGACUCUAAUUAGAGUUCCAAAUAACUUUCUAGUAGUAAUCAUUGAUGUCUAGCUGGAAUAGGUCACAUAUACAAAAAAAUUAAACGGACUUACGUUCUAAAUUCACAGUAAGCUAAAGGACCUAGAAAUCCACACAGGGUAUACAAGCCCAAGAAGUGCAGCAAGGCACAAGAGGUCGAAAAAGGGGUAACCGUCGUAACUUACAUGAAUUAGCUUACAAACUAUACAUAAUUUCAUUUUGAAGAUGGCCUCUUAACUUUACAUUCAAAUCUCAGAAUCUCUAGGAAUGGCCUAUUGUGCCCCAUUUUACUAAUUUUCCCUUUGACCCAUUUUCCCUUAUGCUGUGUGAGAGGUGAGUUAUGACCGGCAACAGCAUGGACCACCGACUUUAUUGAUUUACAAUCACAAUGUGGUUACAAACACAGCUGAUAUUAGAUUGUCUUUCGAAGAUGCAUCUUCUGGUUCCGCCGUGAUCGGUCUGGAGUUUUAUACCAGAAAGAGCCGGAUUUCUUAAGGUAUUAAGAAUGGCGCGCAAACGCAUACCUACUACGACUAAGAGCUUGCUAGAGACAAAUCUCAAUUUAUUCUGAGUACUGUGAAAUUAGAACUUAAAAUAUAUUGCCUGGGUGUUGGCACUCGUAAAUGAGAGCAAAUGAAAUCUAAAGUAGCGUGAAGGGUGCCAAAGCUGAACACUGAAAAAUCAACAAAACAGAAAAAAUCAAAUCGUUUUUGGAAAUCCAUACGUGCUGUUGUAAUAUCAAAUUAUUCUAAAAUCCAAACCGACGCUAAGACGGAGUAUUUGUAUCAAUUGGUAAAAUACUAAAAGUGUAGGUUCCGCCAGUUGGCUUACUCGGUGUAAUUGGUGCGCAUGUUGUAGUGCGAUAUACUUCUCCUACUGUAUGCUACUAUGUAUUUCGAAAAAAAUCGAUUUAGUACAUGAUCUAUUAAGCUGGUCAGGGCUUAGUCACAGUUGACAACAUUUAACAAUACGGUGUGGGAACUAUCGGAGAUAGUGGGAGGAGUGUAUCGGCGCAUUAAAACGGCUUCAUUGUCUAUCUGUGCGUGUUCGUGUGUAUUAUAGUUCGUAUUCAGCCUAAUCAAUUCGAAAAAAAGUUUGCGAUAAACGUUACUGUUGAAAAUACUUUAGGACACGACCUGUUAACGCAGAACUAUUAAUAAAGCACUGACAGCGAACGCAACUUAAGAAUCUUGCAUUGAAACAAGUGCAUAUUCGUAGAAAUAACAAAUUCAAAUGUACAGUUACAUAAGAGGAAAAACAGAAGGUAUAGCUAGGAUAAUGGGAAAAAAUCAUCGACUCAAAAACUACCCAAAACAGAGUUUCUGCAUUGGCAUUGACACGGUAUGCCUCUCAAUUGCAAAGCGAAAACCAAUGGAGAAAAUGAUAAGAACGGCACCGCAUAAAUUCGUUAGAUGUAAACAGAAGGAGCGACCUCGGGUGUUGCAACUAAAAUACGUGAGGGACAGCGUGUGAAUGAAAAGCGUGUGUGCGCAUCGAGAUUGGGCCGAGGUGAAAGAUAUGGCUUUAUACUGUGAACGAGACGUCGAACAGGAAAGAACAAUGCCGCAGGCGAAAACCACAAAAAGUGGGCGAGUAGUGGGCGUUAUAAGGGUAACUCAUUCAAUCAUCAGUAAACGAACAAACUUACUCAUGGGCUGCUUCAGCUGAACAGACAGUUGACAAUAUUUCUCAGUUUAGUAUUAUUAUUUUGAUUUUAAACAACACCUUCUUUGUUAUUAUUUUAUUGUUUCUGCCCUAUCUGUUAGCUUUAUUAUUAUUCAUACGGUGACGAUACCACUGUGAUGGUCCUGUGUUCAUUAUUAAUAUUAUUUUUUAUACACUUUCGAUUUCAUAUAACUUGUGGUAAUUUGUUGAUUAUCUCUUGGGUUUCUUUGUUCAUUUUAAUUAAUUUCAACUAAUAUGUACUGAUAUUGUGCUUCAGACUGAUACAACAAUUCGCUUUUUUUACGGCAGCAGUAUGUAGAUGAAAAUGCGUUCGCUAGAUAAGUCGCGGAAGACAUUCAUUGCAAAAGUUGUUGAGCUAAGUUAAAUCCAUUUGAGUGAAUUGUUUAAUUUAGGUAGGUGACUCGUUAGACUGAUACGAUCCAAAAUGCAUGCACUGAAAAGCCGUAAUUACUUGAAUCUCAUGAAACAGGCGCCGUAAAAAGUUUGUGUUAUUUCAGCAAAAAACCCUGUGGGCUGAAUUGAGAAAAAUACAGGGACAGAAGAAUAAAAAUCAUUACGGAAAAUUUAAUGAAAGCUAACAAGGUGACUGAUCUGCGUAUGUACUACAUAUAGUAGCAACAACACGGAAAGAAAUCAACUUGACUACAAUGUAAAUUACGCAAACAUACAUAUAUUUAACAAUAAACUAUGUUAUUGGUAUGAAACUGCUAUAAUUGGAGCUGUUUAUUUUUUGCUACGGUUUUUUGAAUGUAUGUGACUGUCUCAAAGAAAGCAUAUCUGGAAAUACAGUUAUUCUGCUGUAGUUUAUGUACCUCUAAUUUUGCCUUCUAAUUUGGACAGAAAUGUAUUCACAACACAAAUUCAGUGGACGGGGCAAAUUUUCAUGGAAAUUUUCGUAAAGAUUUCUAUACUUAUAUCAUACUUAGAGCAAUUCUAAGAGGAUGUCGUAAAAAUGAACGAACUAGUUCGUUUGAGAAAGCCAGUUUGUUUCUAUGCGUUUGGCUACCGAAUUCGUUAACGAAUUCGUUUUUUUCACGAUAAAAAAUAGGACAGCAAUACCUGAUUGAGUUGAGUGCAUUAAUGCAGGGGGAAUGUAUGUAAUAGGAGCAUGAAUCAUCUUUAUUUGUGAGAUACACCACUAAAUGAGUUGCAUCAUGACUGCGUUUGAUUUUAUCACACGUUGAUGGCAAUAUGCAACAUCGAUACCAGGAACGAGGAAGCUGGAUAUGGUCAUGGUGAUAAUUAUAUUUCUGUAAGAGCUUUCCUUUUUAUUUAUGGCAAGGCCAUACAGCUUUACCGUUUUCUAUAGUGAUAGAACUUAUCAGCGUGCCACAACGCGGAUAGUAUUUUAGCAUUUAUGACAAGCUGGCCGAGUAACAACGGAAUUGGAACUUCACCGAGCACAAAAUAGCUCAGCCAACAACAAUAAACCACACAUCGGGAGGUACCAUACAUCCAAGUCACUAAAUAGCACUGUCUAAAAAUAAACGUGACUUGACGGCACCACAAACCAUUCGAUUUUUUCGUCCCCUUUUUACAUAGUUUAUUCUUUCGUUGUAAAAAACAUUUCACUCGGCCUUAUGUGAUAAGUGUUGCUGGAAGAGAACUUGUAUACAAUAUUCCGUUGUUGAUACUACACGCGUAGUACUGGACUGCCUUGACAACAAUUUUGCGUGUAUAGCAUAUGACUUAGGCCGCUUUAGCUGCGCAUGGUCGUAGUCGAGUUUUCAAUUGUGCACGAUGGUUGUUCGUGAACUUUGGUCGAGGCCUAUGGCAUUUGGCCAAGCAUCAUCGUAAAACACGGGUCUCAUCUUGUACGUGAACAGAAUUUCGUUUGUUUGAUUUUUCCUUAUUACCCAUUUUAACCAAUGCGGAAUUCGGGUAUUUUUCUCAUGUUCGUUGACUUUAAUAAAUGAGAAAGAAGAGUAAUAUUAUAUAAUUAAAGUAUACGAACCAUUAUUUAACGAAGUAUAGUUCUUUGAUAGUUUUUGAGCGUAGCGAUAUCAGCCUAAUAGCGCACGACCCAUAUAUCUAUGGAAGAAUUUCGAAACUACUGCAGCGAUCUACUCUUGACUAAUCCAAGAACCAUUCAAGAUAUGUACAAAAAAGUAUUCAUACGCUCUAUGAGCUUGUAUUGAAGUCUGUGAGUAGUAACUAGAAUCUACUAAAAUCGUUUUAAUUAAAUUGUGUAUGGUGUCAUACAUUGGCAUUAAACCGCCGAUUUUAGCGUUUGCGUUCGUUCUAAGGAAUUCGUGAUUUAUUUUUGGCUGGCCCUUAUAUUAGACGACUUAUUAGAGAGGAUUUUAUAUUUUUAAAGACAACGUAUGACAAAAAACCCAAAUACAAAGCACCAAUCCUCUACUCUAUUUUGUUUGGUAUUAUUGAUUGUCACAACUCUGUGACCAAGAGUGGGUAUUGCACAAUGCCAGUUUUUAGACUUUUUGUUACAAUGCUGUUCCAUAGCCUUUGAGUGCUUGGUUCAUCCUUCUGUUAAGUUGUGAGUGCACAAUUUAGUUAGGCUUUCCCUUUUAUAUAUUCACAAGUAAGCUUUAUUUUCCUGUAGGUAAACCGAUGGAAAAGCCAAUACGCGUUCAAUAAGACAAUAUAAGCUUGUACUGAAUUUUCGUUUCAGAAAAUCUCACGGGGCUGCAGUACCAGUAUAAUAGUUGAAUCUACGCUGUUAAGUGACUAGGUAACCAGAUAUCCGAUAAUAUCCUGAUUCGUCCUAUUGGUAGAGCGAUUAUAGAAGCAUAUUAAUUAUCAGUGUGAUGUCGACGUUCAUGUAUUUCAAUGAAUGUCAUCGUCAGAAUGCUUCUAAGUGGCGGAAGAGUAGAUGACCGACUGCCGGUAAACGAUGGCGCCAUUCGAACAACCAUUCGAUAUUUCUCAUUAUGUUAGCCACAAUCUCCCCAGGGAUGACCGUGUUGAAAACAAUGUAAUGGGGAUAAAAAAAAUCGACAACUGUUUUUCUACCCUCGUGUAUUUAAAUCAGGCCUUUAUGAUGAUCUGUAAGAAGAGCUUGUAAGACCUGCAGCUAUUGAAGAUCCAAACAAGGGUAGACGUCGGUAGAAGACGCCCGGCGACAGGGAACUCGAACGACUGCCACCUUGGGAAUCCUGUUGGUGCAUUUUAAUAUUUCAACAUUUAAAAGCAACAUUU
Varroa destructor (honeybee mite) is the source of this 10293-nucleotide messenger RNA. RefSeq lists its product as uncharacterized. Gene Ontology annotation, cellular component: cytoplasm; nucleus. NCBI's taxonomy places the organism in Eukaryota, Metazoa, Arthropoda, Arachnida, Mesostigmata, Varroidae. Gene Ontology annotation, biological process: inositol phosphate biosynthetic process. The record is from RefSeq and is a predicted model, not a curated record. Gene Ontology annotation, molecular function: inositol tetrakisphosphate kinase activity; inositol-1,4,5-trisphosphate 3-kinase activity.